Molecule: messenger RNA, 2859 nt
Organism: Homarus americanus (American lobster)
Lineage: Eukaryota; Metazoa; Arthropoda; Malacostraca; Decapoda; Nephropidae
Product: longitudinals lacking protein-like
Exons: 6
Coding region: 85-1425 (446 amino acids)
Biological process (GO): regulation of transcription by RNA polymerase II
Cellular component (GO): nucleus
Molecular function (GO): protein binding
Source: RefSeq, a predicted model, not a curated record
GACGCCAUGUUUGCUUUGUGCCACAAAGGAGGGGGAAUGGCGGUUCCAUAAUCUACUUGAGUUAUCUGCCUGAAGUACACAACCAUGGCCAGUGGGUUGUUAUCGUUGAAGUGGAACAACCACCGAAGCACUUUCUUCCAUGUCCUCUCCACUAUAAGGAGCAAGGAAUCCUAUUGUGAUGUGACUAUUGCCUGUGAUGGAAAAUUCUACCCAGUCCACAAACUGGUUUUAUCAACAUGUAGUGAUUACUUUGAACAGAUGUUUGAACGGACAAACUGUAAACAUCCAAUAAUAGUGUUAAAAGAUAUUAGACAUGAAGAGUUAGAGGCCCUCUUGAACUAUAUGUAUGUAGGUGAAGUGAAUGUAUUACAGAAUGAACUAGCUGGACUAAUAAAAGCAGCUGAGUGUUUAAUGAUAAAAGGCCUUGCAGUACCUGAUGAAGCUCCUUCUAAAGAUAGUAAAGAAAGUAAAAGAAGUUCUGGUUGUAGAGAAGAUAGUCCCUUGGCUAAAAGAAGAAAAAGAGAUGAGGAACCUAGACCGCUGCCUUCUCAGAGCCAACAGAGAGAAAGUAGGGAAUCUGCAACAGUCAGCUCACAUCAAACCCAAAGACAGUCAGCUAGUGCCUCCAUCCCAACUCCUUCCCCUGCUGCAUCGAGAACUGCUCCCACGCCCAUCUCUCCUUCCCCAUCCGUUGGAAGUGCCUCUGAAUCAGUGUCAGAGGAUUGUAGUCAAAGUCACAGUGAAGGCAAUGAACACUCCAAUCUCCCCAAUGCACAGGAUCCAAAGCAUCGGGGGAGUGAACAUGCAUCUAGUCAGUCACAACAGGCUGUACCUGAGGUUAUUUUAGAUGAGCCUGGUGUCAAAGAAGAGCCUCAAGAUGUUGAAGAAGAAGAAGUAACGGAAACAAAGGAGAUUUUAGAAUCUCAAUUUUCAUUUGAUCCUCUUAAUGAAGGUGAUUCUCGUACUGAUCCAGGAGGAGGAAGUGGGGGGCCUCAGGGGUUUGAUCCUCAGAUGCUUGCCUCACAACCUCAGUCUAUGGAAGAUCUAGUUGCUCAAGCCAUUCCAGGCUCCUCUGGUUUACAGGGGAACUCAGUUUCCCUUUGGGAGGGAGAUGGAAGUCUCCAAAGCUUUCCUAUGGAAGGCUUUACUGGAGAUGCAUCACGGCCACCCCAGAUGGCAUGCCAUGAGGGAGGCGUGAGUGGCAAUAGAAUGCCGUCUUCGGCAGGGUUUACGCCCGGUGGGAAGAUCCUGAGGCUCACUUGUCCAGUUUGUGGACGUUCCAGUCGAGACAGCUACGACCUGAAGAAACAUAUUCGUACCCAUACUGGGGAGAAACCUUAUGCCUGCCCACACUGCCCAUAUCGAGCAACAACUAGUAGUAGCAUCAAAUCACAUAUGGACCGUCAUCAUUGGCAUCAGUGCUAGAUUGUUUCUCAUUCUGGAGCCUUCAAGUAACAAGCAUAUAACGUAUUACCAUUAUUGGAAAUUACGGUCAUUGCCUCAACACGUUGAACGACCAAAAAUGAUAAUAAUAAUAAUAAUUUUAAACACAUUAGAUAAAAAUGACUAAUGUCUCUGGAAUUCAAGAAAGUAACACAGUUACUGUACAGUAUAAGGAAAUUAUGAUUAUUUUAGGAAAACUUAUGCAACUUAUUUUUUCUUUACUUUACCUUUAUUUGCAUACAGUAAAGGUAUUAAUUUAACAGACUUUUAUUUAAUGUUUUCUCUAGUUGCAGUUUACAUAAAAAUAGAAGAGGAGCAUCAACUGUCACAAAUGUAAUACUAUACUAUACAGUAUAUAAAGUACUGUACUGUACUGUAAUACAUAUGAAGGAUAAAUGAAGAUAUCAUUUCACACUACACUAAAUUGUGAAAGUGAUGUUGAAAAAGAAAUUUCUCAAACUGUUAAAAGACUGUUUUUCAUUAAGGUGCACUUGUACUGUACAGUAUAGAGGAAAAGCUUGUGGAGAAAGUGUGAGGGUAGAGGAGGAAAAGGUGAGAGCAUCAUACAGUAAAGCAAGGGGUUUUAAGAUGUGACUGGUAACUUUUUUCAGAAAAAGAUGUGUGUAUAUGCCAAACCAUGAACUGUACAAUAGGCUACUGUAUAUUACAGUAUUUAGUUAUACGUUUAGUGAAGUGGUGCCAGGUUUAUUUAAACUUGUUUCUGUAUAGUACUGUUAAAAAGUACAAAUUUAAGAAGAGAACAUUAUUAAUGGAACACUAGUAUAAAAUUCUCUCACGGGAUCCUCUUUCCUUUCAUGGUUCUCCUCACAACAUUUUAUAAAAUUCCAUUGAAGGAAAAAAUUUUUCCAAGGUAAUAACAUAAUUCCUCAGAUAGCCUUUGUUUUGGAAACCUCCUGAGAUGUGGCUUUUAUGAUCAUCAUCUUAAGCUGCAGUCACACUAAAGUUUCCACCCGGAAUAAAUCCACCGUAGCGUCGAUUUUUCAGUGAACUCUUUAAGUUGUCUUUACAGCGACAACUUAUUUGUUGUCGAAAGUGGGACGAGCAUUUAAAAAAUCCACGGUAUGAUGGGUUGACAUUUGCUUUAGAGAGUAUUGUAUUACUAAAAUUUACACCAUUCUUAUUUUUUCUUAUUAAUGUUAAAAUGUACAAAAACUAUAAAGUGUAUUUCAGUAACAAAACACGAACAAAAAUGUCAUAGUAAAUAAAAAAUAAUAUUAAGAAGAAUACAUCACGACAGGAAUUUCAUUUGAUCGCAGUACUUGCGUCACCUUUGAAAACAAACAUUGCCUGGACACUACAAUCGUUUAUUUUUGUUCAAUCCAGAAUGCGACGCUUAGCUUUAACCUAGGUAUGUUAAUGCCUAGCAAUAACUCGCCAGGCCAACGUACAGGCAAG